CCUUUUUGCUGAGCAACACUUAAUUUGGACUUGCAUGAAGUCCUGAGCCCACCCACCGGCCCCCAGCCUCAGCACGCUGAAUCAUAUUUAAGGAGGCCCUCUCAUCCUCGCCCCCGAAUCCCAGAGGAAACUCCAGCCCACUGCUUACAGCUUGAAGGCCAACACAACAGACCAAACAUGUGUGACGAUGAUGAGACCACCGCAUUGGUGUGCGACAACGGUUCUGGUUUGGUCAAGGCGGGGUUUGCUGGUGACGAUGCCCCCCGCGCCGUCUUUCCAUCCAUUGUUGGACGCCCCCGUCACCAGGGUGUGAUGGUGGGUAUGGGUCAGAAGGACAGCUACGUGGGAGAUGAGGCCCAGAGCAAGAGGGGUAUCCUGACUCUGAAGUACCCGAUUGAGCAUGGCAUUAUCACCAACUGGGAUGACAUGGAGAAGAUCUGGCAUCACACUUUCUACAAUGAGCUCCGUGUGGCUCCAGAGGAGCAUCCCACCCUGCUGACUGAAGCCCCGCUAAACCCAAAAGCCAACAGAGAGAAGAUGACUCAGAUCAUGUUUGAAACCUUCAAUGUCCCUGCCAUGUAUGUUGCCAUCCAGGCAGUCCUGUCCCUUUAUGCCUCUGGACGUACCACUGGUAUUGUACUGGACUCUGGGGAUGGUGUGACACACAACGUACCAAUCUAUGAGGGGUACGCUCUUCCGCACGCCAUCAUGCGUCUUGAUCUGGCUGGUCGGGACCUCACUGACUAUCUGAUGAAAAUCCUGACUGAGCGUGGCUACUCUUUUGUCACCACAGCUGAGCGUGAAAUUGUGCGAGACAUCAAGGAGAAGCUGUGCUAUGUAGCACUGGACUUUGAGAACGAGAUGGCGACCGCCGCCUCCUCCUCCUCCCUGGAGAAGAGCUACGAGCUUCCCGACGGGCAGGUCAUCACCAUCGGCAACGAGCGUUUCCGCUGCCCGGAGACUCUGUUCCAGCCUUCCUUCAUCGGUAUGGAGUCUGCUGGCAUCCAUGAAACCGCUUACAACAGCAUCAUGAAGUGUGACAUUGACAUUCGUAAGGACCUUUAUGCCAACAAUGUGUUGUCUGGUGGAACCACCAUGUACCCUGGUAUUGCCGACCGUAUGCAGAAAGAAAUAACCGCCUUGGCCCCAAGCACCAUGAAAAUCAAGAUCAUUGCUCCUCCUGAGAGGAAAUAUUCUGUUUGGAUCGGUGGCUCCAUCUUGGCCUCUCUGUCCACUUUCCAGCAGAUGUGGAUCAGCAAGCAGGAGUAUGAUGAAGCUGGCCCCUCCAUCGUCCACAGGAAGUGCUUCUAAAUCGCCAGUCAGAACCAAAACCAGAACCAAAACCAACAACCAAACUAGCUUACUUUCCAUAACUUUAUUUCUACUGUGUAUAUACAUGUGCUGUUGUAAUAAUAAAUAGUUUUUUAAAAUGCAA
Molecule: messenger RNA, 1435 nt
Organism: Gambusia affinis (western mosquitofish)
Lineage: Eukaryota; Metazoa; Chordata; Actinopteri; Cyprinodontiformes; Poeciliidae
Gene: actc1a
Product: actin alpha cardiac muscle 1a
Exons: 8
Coding region: 178-1311 (377 amino acids)
Source: RefSeq, a predicted model, not a curated record